UCAGACACACACAAGUGUGCGAGUUAAACUGUACUUUUUAAACCACACAUAUACACACAAAAGAAAUCCAUCAAACGCACACACUUACAUACAGAUAGUUAAAUAGAUAUACAAUUUUACAUACAUAUCAAUCUGUCUAUUUAUGUCUAUGUAUGUGUGUCUGUGUGCGUGUAUGCACACACAAUACAGGCACAUAGUAUUUAUUUCCACGCCUCUACUUACUUGUACACUUUAGCAAUAUGCACACACAUCCAGACAUGUACAAACAUAUACAUUCGUACAUAUAUUCCUAAUUAAACUCACACACACAGUUACAGACGUGUACACUCGUAUGUAGUUACACAGCCCGGUCAGCUACAUAGUUAAUUUACAAUAAUGAAAUAGAAUGAAUAACAGUUAGGCUAUGUGGUCAUUUCCUGAUGGUUAUCCGGCGAAGAAGAUAUCAGUUAAAUAGGUAAUGUAGUGAACUGUUUCAUAUUACAACACUCUACACCAUUUCAACACAAAGUAACAUUGAUCUCUACUAUAACAGACCACAGUCAUACCACACUAUACUGCAAAGGAACGACACCACUCUGCACGAGGGUGUGUACAGUGUAAGGUAAAUAGAGAUACAGUGUUAGUAUGAUGGAUAUUAAGACGUGUUUCACCAUUUUAACUGUUGUGUGUUGUGUCCAGGCCAUAGCUGAUACUGAUGAUGUGAAGUCUGUCAACAAGUCAAGUACAUUCUGUGAAAUUUGCCAAUUCACAAUUAAAGAACUUGACCGCUGGUUGCAGAAUAUUGGACGUAAAGGUCACUAUAGCAUAGAAGCAGCAGUGUCCAAAUCACUAAACUCUAUAUGUAACCCGAAUGACAACAAACCAAUGCAGGAUGACCCUUUAAGGCUAACAGCCUGCAAGGAGCUCAUAGCCAACCAUGGUGACAUCUUUAAAGAAGCCUUUAUUGAACAUUAUGAGAGUGUUGAACCUGUCAGCUAUUUAAGACUCAUCCAAGAUGUGUGUUACAAGAAACUAGAACAGUGUCAACAUGAUGAGAACCAAGCCAAUGUGGAACCUGUCAAGUUUAAUGCUGAUAACCAAAUGGAAAUUGUUGAAACCAAAAACCUAAGAACCUUGCAGCCAACCGAAGAGCAGUGAUAAAACUCAUGGUUCCUUGAGUGUAGGAUUGGAAACUUAACUGUAGAAUAGUAGAGACCAGUACACUGUGCUUCUGGGAUGUUCAAGAUCUGGUCUAAACUUUGUUGCUACUUUUUGGCAAACAUUUUCAAAAUAUAUUUAAUCUCUCUGUAUAAUUAUAUUGUCAUUUUUUAACAUCCACUUUUCCAUGCUUGCAUGGGUCAGACAGAAUUCAAGCUGAUUUUCUAUGGCCAGAUACUCAAUCAACCAUUUCCACAGGAUUGGAGAUGAACGACACCACUUGUAAGACAGUGACACUUGUUUACAACCACAAUGCAAUGUCAAGACAAAGAGACACAAACAUCAACAUGACAGGCUGCAUUGAGUUUCUUAUUUCUUUAUUGCCCACAAGGGGCUAAACAUAGAGAGGACAAACAAAAGGAUUAAGUCGAUUACAUCGACCCCAGUGCAUAACUGGUACUUAAUUUAUCAACCCCGAAAGGAUGAAAGGCAGUCGACCUCGGCGGAAUUUGAACUCAGAACGUAGCAACAGACGAAAUACCGCUAAGUAUUUCACCUAACGUUUCUGCCAGCUCACUGCCUUAAGUUUGUCGACCAAAUCCACUGAAACAUCGAAUCAGCCUGGGGCUAUUGUAGAAAACACUUGCCCAAGGUUCCAGUGGGAUUCAACUGCAACCAUGUUGUCAGGAAGCAAACUUCUCAACCACAAGCUUAGUGGAUGCAGAUCAGUAGUCUAGCCUGUUGACUAUGUUUCACUCUGUAACCAUUAUCAUAGUUAUAAUGUCCACUUUCUCAGGCUUGUAUGGGUCACACAGAAUUUGUUGAGACAGUUUCCAUAACCAGAUGUUCCUUCUAUUGCCAACACGCAACUGUUUCUGAGCAAGGUAAUAUUUCACUGUAGCCAGACUUGUUUCUCAGAAGACUGGAAACAGAUACUGCUUGUAUGACAGUGACAUCCAUUUACAACUAUCAUGCUAUAUGACAAGGAAACAAACACACAUGCAUACUUAUAUGGCAAGCUUCUUUGUUAACCUACAUUUUAGUGGGUUCAUUUUUAGAACUUCAAUGUUCAUACACCUACUUUCACAUGUCAAAGCCCUAACCUACUUUUUCACCACCACCCCAAACUUUGUAAGGGAAGAUCAACAGACAGCAAGAUUAUUCAGCCAUAAAAUAUUGCUUUAAACAAGUGGCCUGUCCAACCCUUGCUAAUUUUGAAAAAUGGACAUUGAAUAAACUAAAGAUUAACAGUUAAAUGAGGCAAAAUUUAAAACAUUCAUAAAAUUAUCUAUUGUAAUAUAUAUUUUGCCAUUAAUAAAUUUCACUCUGUAAAA
This is a messenger RNA of Octopus bimaculoides (California two-spot octopus), 2471 nucleotides long. RefSeq lists its product as uncharacterized. The record is from RefSeq and is a predicted model, not a curated record. Lineage: Eukaryota; Metazoa; Mollusca; Cephalopoda; Octopoda; Octopodidae.